Molecule: messenger RNA, 2319 nt
Organism: Tetranychus urticae (two-spotted spider mite)
Lineage: Eukaryota; Metazoa; Arthropoda; Arachnida; Trombidiformes; Tetranychidae
Product: protein white-like
Biological process (GO): transmembrane transport
Cellular component (GO): cytoplasmic vesicle membrane; plasma membrane
Molecular function (GO): ATP binding; ATP hydrolysis activity; ABC-type transporter activity
Source: RefSeq, a predicted model, not a curated record
ACUGUGAAUACUCAUCGAAGCCCUAUUAUAAAAUCCUUUGGCUAAGAGUGACAGAGAAGUAAACACGUAAUGCUUAGCCUCUUUAGAUUGAGAAAGAUGGUUUGAUUUACCAUUAAUCUGGUUAGGAGUUAAUUAUUUAUUCAGUUAAACCAGGCAGUCAAUACGAUGUCACCAACCGGUGGGCAAACGGAAAAUACACCGGGAAAAGGACCAGAACCUCGAAUCACUAAACCCUUCUUUUCACCAGAAGUGCUUGGUUUAGAUGCAGUUGACAUAGACGCGAUUGAGCCAAAUGAGAUCAAAAAAGAUGUUCCAUCUCCAUCAGAAGACUCGAGUGCUAAUUUUAAACCCACUACAUUAAGUUGGAAUAACCUAAAUGUUUACUCCAAAAGAUCUUCCUGUUUAGCUGAUUGUUUUUUUAAAUCAAAGGAACCAGUUCACAUAAUUAAAAAAGUUUCUGGCCAAGCAAAACCUGGUAAUCUGUUGGCCAUUCUUGGUGCUUCUGGAGCAGGAAAAACCACUUUACUCAAUGUAUUAACUGGUCAUAAUUCGAAUAGAUUGGCCAUUGAAGGACAAGUCUCUUUGAACAAUGAGCCAAUUACUAUCGAAAGGUUAUCUUCAUGUUCCUCGUAUGUUCAACAAGAGGAUUUAUUCUUUGGUGUUCUCACUGUACGAGAACACUUGCGAUUCCAACUUAAACUUAGAAGUCCAAUCAAUAUGAAUGUUGAGGAAACUAACCGCAGAAUCGACCAAAUUCUGGAAAAAUUAGGAUUAACGAAAGUUUCUGAAAAUCGUAUUAAAUGUGGAUCAAGUGGACAACGAUUAUCUGGUGGCGAACUUAAAAGAUUAUCGAUUGCUACUGAGGUCUUAACGGAUCCUGCAAUACUAUUCUGUGAUGAGCCAACCUCUUGCCUCGAUUCAUUUAUGGCACAAACGGUUGUAUCUGUUCUUAAAUCUUUGGCUAAAGAGCAACGAACCAUUGUAUGUACCAUUCAUCAACCGUCAUCUGAAAUAUUCAAAAUGUUUGAUCAAAUAAUGUUGCUAGCUGAGGGUCGAGUCGCUUUUCUAGGAACUACAGAAGCAGCGCUUGACUUUUUCCUUCAACUUGGACUCAACUGUCCAUCAACUUAUAAUCCAUCAGAUUUUUUCAUUCUCCAACUUUCCCUCACUCCUAAUAAUGUAGAUCAAUGUCGAUCCAAGAUUAAAAUGAUUUGUGAUAACUUUGAUUCUUCUGGAUAUUAUGAAGAUCUGAAGAAAGAAAUAACCUUUGCAACAAAACUCGAAACAAAUUAUUACUAUAGAAUGUUUGGAUUCGUCCGAACUGUUCGUAGACCCAUUUCAACACAAUUUAAACUGUUGCUCUGGCGAUCGUCAUUAAUCAAUCUAAGAGAUCCUCUUCUAUCCACUUCUCGAGUUGUCAAUACAGUUUUUACAGCACUUUUGAUUAGUCUAGUCUAUUGGAAACAGGACUACGAUCAAGAAGGAAUAAUGAAUAUAAAUGGAGCUAUUUUUUUCUUGGUUGUAAAUGCAAAUUUUUCCAGCAUUUUCAUUGUGGCCGGGACCUUUUGUACGGAAAUGCCGAUUAUUUUACGUGAACAUGCUAAUGGACUGUAUCGUACUAGCGUUUAUUAUUUGGCAAAAUUGUUUUCAGAUUUACCUUGGUUCAUUAUUCUUCCUGCAUUAACUUGGUCUAUAUGUUAUUAUUCAGUUGGAUUUUAUAAUGACUUCAGAGUAUUCAUGAUUGGCAAUGGAAUUAGUAUUUUUGUUGUCAACGCGGCUUCUGGCUUUGGUUAUUUCAUCUCAACUAUGGCACCAUCUACCACAGUUGCACUCGAAUUGGCAUCUCCGUUAAUGUCUCCUUUGAUAAUACUCGGUGGCACUUUGUUGAAUAGCAAUACGGUUCCUAAAUGGAUAAAUUGGAUCAAGUACUUCUCCUGGUUUUACUAUGCAACUGAAAUAUUGACUGUUAAUCAAUGGCGUGAUGUGACUCACAUUGAUUGUGAUUAUAAGGCACCUUUCUCAAAUCCCAUAUCCAUUCCGACGAACCGCACCAUUUCAACUGGACAAGGUUGUUUAGUCAAUGGGAAGCAAGUAAUAGAGUCUGUUGGCUUCAAGGAAUCCAAUUUAGAUUUCGACUAUUGGAUGUUAUCUUUUGUCAUUGUCGUGUUCCGGCUCAUGGCUUAUAUUGCUCUUGUUGUCCGAACUAAAUUAAGGCGUUAGUUAUUAGUUCAAUUUUUAAUCUUCAUCACAGACCAACAGUUGUAGCACGUUUCAUGUAUUUACAUAGAACCAUAAAAAGAUACUCUCACUUGCCACAGA